This is a messenger RNA of Owenia fusiformis, 356 nucleotides long. Lineage: Eukaryota; Metazoa; Annelida; Polychaeta; Sabellida; Oweniidae. The record is from the annotation of a GenBank genome assembly.
AUCAUAUUUAUCCUUGCUGGAUAUGACACAGUCUCUACUACGAUUAGCUGGGCUGCUUAUGAAAUGGCUCUUCACCAGGACAUCCAAGAAAAGGUUUAUGAAGAGGUUAUGGAAGUCACAGAUGGUGAGGAGGAAAUAACGUAUGAGAUGUUACAAAAAAUGACAUACUUAGAAAGUGUGAUUGAAGAAAGUCAAAGAUUGUUCCCAUCUGCACCUAGGUUGGAGCGUCAAUGUACUGAGACUAUUACAAUUGAAGGGAUAACUAUUCCAAAGGAUGCCAUUGUAACAAUCCCUGUGUAUGGAAUACACCAUGAUGCUGAUAUAUACCCCGACCCUGAAAAAUUCAUUCCUGAAAG